CGCAGCCUCCGUUGGUUCUUCAUUUUAUUUUUCUAGAGUCAAGACACAUGUAAUCUGUGUCUUGAUUUACCCUUCGUCAAGCGACGCCAAAACGUGCCCCGGCUAAUCUGUCUAUCGCGGCCGGCGGCGGAAAGAGCAGGGCAGCAAGGCGCGGGUGCCAGCGUGGUAGCCGGAGGACAUGGCCACCCACUUCACGCUCAACACCGGAGCCCGCAUCCCCUCGGUGGGCCUCGGCACCUACAAGGCCGGCCCCGGCGCCGUCGCCGACGUGGUCUCCGCCGCCGUCAAGGCAGGGUACCGGCACAUAGACUGCGCGCCGCUGUACAAGAACGAGCAGGAGAUUGGUUGUGCUCUGAAGAAGCUCUUCCAUGAUGGAGUUGUCAAGCGAGAAGACCUCUUCAUCACCUCCAAGUUAUGGUGCAGUAGCCUUGCACCUGAAGAUGUCCCGCUUGCAAUGGACAGUACACUGAAAGAUCUGCAGCUGGAUUACGUCGAUCUGUAUCUGAUUCAUUGGCCGUUUCAGAUCAAGAAAGGCACUGAGCUCAGUCCAGAGAACUUCGUCGAGCCUGACAUACCCAGCACCUGGCGAGCAAUGGAGCAGCUGUAUGGUUCAGGCAAAGCUCGUGCGAUCGGCGUGAGCAAUUUCUCCUCCAAGAAGCUAGGCGAUUUGCUCUGCGUCGCCCGUGUCCCUCCGGCUGUUGAUCAGGUCGAGUGCCACCCCGGCUGGCAGCAGGCGAAGCUCAGAGCGUUCUGCCACUCCAAUGGCGUUCAUCUCUCUGCGUAUGCGCCAUUGGGCAGGAUGAAAAGCAUCGCCGUUGAUUCAGUGGUUCCAUUGGUAGCCGAGACGCUUGGAAGAACUCCGGCGCAGGUUGCUCUUCGCUGGGGCCUCCAACAGGGCCAGAGCGUGCUUCCCAAGAGCGUCAGUGAGGCGAGGUUGAAGGAGAAUAUGGACCUGUUUGGCUGGUCUAUUCCUGACGAACUGUGUGCCAGGUUUUCAGAAAUCGAACAGGUUAAACAAAUCAAAGGAGAUGCAUUUGUUCACCCCGAAAGUGUCUACAAAACCUACGAGGAGCUUUUUGAUGGAGAAAUAUAAGAAGAUAGCAUAAACAAUUUGAAACGAAAUAUAGCACUACUGUAAAAUACAAUAAAACAUGGCAGACGUUUCACAA
Molecule: messenger RNA, 1169 nt
Organism: Oryza brachyantha (malo sina)
Lineage: Eukaryota; Viridiplantae; Streptophyta; Magnoliopsida; Poales; Poaceae
Product: NADPH-dependent aldo-keto reductase, chloroplastic-like
Exons: 7
Coding region: 179-1093 (304 amino acids)
Cellular component (GO): cytosol
Molecular function (GO): aldose reductase (NADPH) activity
Source: RefSeq, a predicted model, not a curated record